GUAAGGCAUGCUGGUGCUGGUGCUCACUGUCAGCAGCUAACUUGGAGCGGCUGGAUGGAGUGUUACAGUGUGCUGGACUGAGAGCAUGUUGACUGACAGUAUUGUUCUACACUGACUAGAAACUUAAGCAACAAUGGAAUUUGGAAGAGUUUGGUCCAGAUAUCAGAGGACACUGCUGAUCACCAUGAUGAUGUUCAAACUGGGCCUACUGUGCACAGCAGCAGCAGACAAGUGUUUGUCAUCUCCCUGCAACAAUGGUGCCACAUGUCUGGACCACCUGGGUGACUAUGUGUGCCUGUGCCCCAAAGGACCAGUGUGGUACAUGGGCAAAAACUGUGAUGAGCUGUAUGAUGCCUGCAUCCUGGCACCUUGCGCCAACUGUACCAGCAAGCUUGGGACUGACGAGUUCACCUGCCACUGCCUGGACGGCUUCACAGGGCUCAACUGCACACAGGAUGUAGAUGAAUGUCAGAGCAACCCCUGCAAAGGCAUCCAGUCCUAUUGUGUUAACGGAGUCAACAGCUAUUCCUGCCACUGCCCCCUGGGCUUGGGAGGGGAGGAAUGCCAGGAUAAUAUGACCACUUGUUCAGGGGAAACAUGCAAGAAUGGUGGCACCUGUGUGGACAUCCCUGACACUGGGCACAGGUGCCAGUGUGCGGCUGGUUACGAGGGGAAGAACUGUGAGGAGAACAUUGAUGAAUGCCGGUCUGAGCCCUGUCACAAUGGAGCCAUCUGUAAAGAUGGGAUUAACACCUAUCAGUGUUUCUGUGUGCCUGGAUUUCAAGGCUACCACUGUGACUUGGACAUCAACGAGUGUGCUUCCCAACCGUGUCAAAACAAUGGCACAUGUCGGGAUGAGGUGGAUCACUACAGGUGUGACUGCACUCCAGGCUUCAAAGGUUGCUCACCUCGCAGCUGCAACUCCUCUGCUAUUUCCUUCCAUGCCUCGUCCUUCUUUAAGCGAUCAUGCUAUGAGUGUGACUGUGAGGGGACAGGCUUUGAAGGUGACCAUUGUGAAGAGGAUAUUCUUGAAUGUGCUUCUGACCCCUGCCAGCAUGGAGCCACGUGUUUGGAGGGGAUCAACCAAUACCAGUGCCUCUGCUGGCCAGGUUACAAGGGAGAGAACUGCCAGCUGGAUGUAGAUGAAUGUGACCAGCAUCCCUGUGAGAAUGGUGGCCAGUGUUUCCAGCGCUCAGAUAUCUUGAACUACAGAACACUGCCUGAACUCAGCAAUGUCAAUUUCAGCUAUGAAGAGGCAGCUGGUUUCAUCUGCCACUGUCUGCCAGGAUUUACUGGAGACAACUGCUCAAUCAAUGUGGAUGAUUGUGAGUCUGGUCCAUGUCAGCAUGGAGGAACUUGUCACGAUCUGAUCAACUCUUACCAGUGUGUGUGUCCAGACGGCUUCACAGGUGUGCACUGUGAGGUGGAUGUCAACGAGUGUGACAGCAGUCCCUGCCAGAAUGGCGCCACGUGUAAAGACGCUGCCAACUCCUAUAGGUGUCUCUGCCCCAUGCCAGAGCCUGGCCAGGAGCCAUGGGGUGGGCAAGACUGUGACGUCCGUCUGGUCGGCUGCCAACAGCACCAGUGUCAGCAUGAAGCAGGUUGUGUCUCUGUGCUAACCGAUGAAGGAGAGCACAGCUACACCUGCCUGUGUCCGCCUGGCUGGACUGGAGAACGCUGCAACACCUCCACCACCUUCUCUUUCAACUCUGAGGGCUAUGUCCACAUGCAGCUGCCUGUUUCCAAAAACAGGACAAAAAGGGAGACUAAAGACCACAAUCACGGGCUCCACAUGCAGCUCCGAUUCAAGAGCACUCUGCCUGACAUGGUGCUGUACUACCGGGGCAGCAUGGAGCACUUUGUCUCCUUGGAGCUUGUCGGAGGCUCCCUUCAAGCCAGGGUGAAGUCUGGAAAGGUACUGCAGGUUAUUUACCCUGGCCCAGUCAAUGACGGGGAAUGGCACCAGGCCACUGUCACCAUGGAUGAGAGGCUGGUUUUGGUUGUAACAGGACCUGGCUGUGAGGAAGAGUGCCUGGUGAAAAAUGAGGGCUAUAACCAUCUGAUCUUCCUGCAGCCUAGCUCCUUUGAACAGCUAUAUGUUGGAGGGGCACCGCAGGAAUAUUUAGCCCAUAUGUCCAGCGGAAGGGGCUUCAUUGGCUGCAUGGAAGACCUUCAAGUUGAUCACAAGUUGCUUCUACCUCAGGACCUCAUCAGAGAGGAGAACCAGGGCUUGGAAAUAGGAUGCAGCAAAAAAGAGUGGUGUCAAGAUGACCCAUGUAUGCGGCAUGGGCAGUGUGUGGACAUGUGGGUUCGUUCCAGCUGUCGGUGUCAUCGGCCCUACUAUGGAGAGAGCUGUGAGAAAGAGUACCCAUCCUGGACCUUUGGUCAUGAGAACACCACCAGCUAUGCUGCAUUUAACAUCUCAGAUACCCAUGGAGACAACUUCACCAUCUCUUUUUUGAUGCGCUCCCUCAAACACAACGGUCUGCUGCUGCAGCUCCAUCGAGAAGGAAAGCCCUACCUUACAAUCUAUCUGAAAGAGGGCACUGUUGCUAUUUACAGCCCUCACACCACACUGCUGUCAGAGGCCAAGUUCGUCACUGACGGCAACAAUAAUUUAGUGACUGUAAAGGUACAGUCUGGCCAUGUGGUUUUCCCUAAAGCAGGGUAUCAUCGCGCCUUAGGGAACGUGAGUGUAGAGGCAGGGGAUGUGGCGUAUUUGGGAGGGCUUCCUGCAGGUAAGGGCAUAUAUGCCUGGGGUGGACAUCUCAAGGGCUGCCUGCAAGACAUUCGGCUGGACCACAAACAUCUGACCAGUGAGGAUCAUCUGGAGGGGGUGGAAGUUUACCAGGCAAGGACAGAGCAGAAUGUGCUGCCAGGAUGCCAAAGUGAUGACACAUGCAAGGAUCAGCCCUGUUUCAAUGGUGGACAGUGUCAGGUUACUUGGAAUGACUUCAAGUGCGACUGUUCCAUUAACUACUCUGGCCGGCUGUGCGAGACACGUUUGUGGUGUGUUGAUAAUCCUUGUCUUGACAGAGUGCGCUGUGUGGACUUACAGGAUGGUUAUGAGUGUUUAACUGAGGCCAUUUUUCAGGACAAUGCUCUACAGUAUGUUGCCAACAGCUCCUUUCUGAGCCCUGUAACCAACGUCACCAUGGAUUUACGGACACGGGAUGAGAAUGGGAUCUUGUUGCGUGCUGAAAGCAAAGCCGAGGUCUUCUGCCUGGGUCUGCUCAACUCCUCCCUGCUGGUCAAAAUGGACAGCGGGACGAGUGCAGAGCUGCUGGCCUUCACAAGUGACAGGGCCAUUGCAGACGGAGGGUGGCAUCACAUUCAGCUUACCAUGGUCGAUCCCACACAGUUAGCGUCCCGCUGGCACCUCACUGUAGAUGGACAGAGAGUUGGUGGCAGCUUCAGUGUUGGCGGCAACCUCAACUUCCUCAGUGACACCAAAAUAUGGCUGGCUGAGAAAUACACUGGAUGCUUAGGGGAGGUGAGAGUAGGUGGAGUCUACCUGCCACUCGUAAAUGUUCCAGAUGCCCCUCAGAUUAGCCGCUUCUCCAGACUGGGUGGGCACGAGCCAAUCAUAGGAUGCCAAGGUGCACCGAUUUGUGAUUCCCAGCCCUGCCUCAAUCAGGGUAUAUGUCAGGAUCAGUUUAAUGAGUUUAACUGCAGCUGCAGUGCAGGAUGGGAGGGGGAACUGUGUGAGAUGGAGAUAAAUGAGUGUUCUUCAGGUCCAUGUGUCUAUGGUACAUGUAAAGACAUUCUGGCAGACUACCAGUGUGACUGUAAGCCUGGGUACACAGGUAAAGACUGUCAGGAUGAGGUGGAUAACUGCCUGGAGUUCAGCUGUGUGAAUGGAGGAACCUGUGUGGACACAGUGGGAGUUCACACAUGUUCAUGUCCUCCUGGCUACAUUGGCAAACGCUGCCAGUGGCGUUUCCCUCCUGUGGCGUGUGAUGAAAACACGGAGUGUCUUAAUGGAGGGGUUUGUAUUGGAGGUGACUCUGGAGGCAACUGCACCUGCAAGCCGGGAUACACAGGUGCCAGGUGUGAGACAGAAAUAGAUGAGUGUGAGUCCAGCCCUUGUCGCAACGGUGCCACCUGUCUGGACAGACUCAACCAUUUCCAGUGUGUGUGUGUGCCGGGAUUCAGUGGCACACUGUGUGAGAGAAAUAAAGAGGAAUAUAAGGAGCGAGUCCCCUGGCUGGUGGUGACCAUUCCCCUGACCACACUGUGUGUGUUACUGGCCAUCGUGGUCGUGUUUUGCCUCAUCAUGACAGCACGGAAGAAGCGUCAGUCAGAGGGUACAUACAGCCCCAGCUCACAGGAGGUAGCUGGCGCCAGGCUAGAGAUGGGUAGCGUCCUUAAAGUACCCCCAGAGGAGAGGCUGAUCUGAGGCCUGCAGCCCUGCGUCACAACCUCACAUCUAGUGGAUGUAGGCCUAUGUAAAGGGCAGAGAGAACAGAUGCUCUGCAGUGUCACACUGAAGAGCCCUUCUGUCUUUCGAGGAAGUGAUGGAGGAUAAAUCUACGACUGAUCCUCCACUUGGGAAAACUACUGACGUUGAAGUCUCACAGAUGGACAAGUUAAGACCAGAGGCUGACACUGCUUCCUUAUUACUCAGCCUGUCCUGUUGUAGAGGGUGUACCUGGAUGGCCUCAGGAAGAAAAGUCUUGAGGACAAUCCCAAGCUUGAUACCCAUAGGACUAAAGUCAUGUGAGGACCACAUGUACUAAAGAAAAGCAACCACACCUGUGGAUAUUAAGGAAUGUAUUCUCACUGACACCCUCCAUAUGCUCACAUAAGAGCAAGAGCAAGUAAUUCAUCAUUUAUGGUUGAGCAAAGCAAAAUAUUCAAAACCUUCCUCUGCAGAUUCCACUGCAGAUUCUGUUUUGCAUGAUGGUAGAAAGAGGCAUGUGUAGAGGGAGUUUAAUUUGCAUGGGUAUAAAUUGCAUAAUAUUAUCAGGGGUACCCUUUCAUCAUCUGCAUACUCCUUAUAGUAGCAUUACAUUGCAUUUGCAAGGGGAUGUCUGUCUUAUAGUGAGAUUUUUUAGAAACAGGCACUAGUUUCAAAUCCUGACUUUAUCUUGUUAGAGGUCCCUUGGUAUUGCUAAUCCUGUAUGACUCUUUUGCCAUAAUGGUUUUAAAUGCCUGAUUUCUGCUUUUUUUCCCCUCUCCUUCUAGAGUAAAUCUCUUUUUUAUCAGUCUUAAAAAUUGGAAGCAGCAGUUGCAAUAUCAGUUGAAGAAGGAAUGUAUUUUCAAUUCAAACCUCAUCUUUUCCUUUGCUGAAUCAGAAAUUUUGAAUUUGCACAAAAUUUCCUUGAUCACUGGUAAUUUAAGGUGCUUUAUAUAUUUAGAAUAAUUCUUGUCCCAUGUCAAAGGAGCAUUCUUAAGUGAAAGGCAGUACUCUUCCAUCAUGUAUCUUUAGGGUUUUAUGCAUUCAAUUACUUCGUAGGCUAAUUUCAUUUUAUUUAAUCUGCUGUGGUGUGUGAAUGAAAAAAUGCAGAAAGAUCAUACAAUGAAACAUGACCCCAGAACUGAAUGUGCGGAUGGGCACAGGCUGUUCUCACGAACUGUUGGUGCAUAUUCCAAUGAAAAGUAAUGCACCAAAAUUUGUACAUAUCCCAUGUAAUGGUGAGCAGUAACUCGUGCAUAACUCAUGUAUUUUGGAAGGCUGUGAUCACAUGACCAAUGCUCUGACAGGAGUAAAGAAGGAAACUGUCUGGACCGGUCCAGUUAAGAGGCAGGUUGGGAUGGUGGGUGAGUUACAAAACACUGGACUUUCCCUCCCAGGGACUGUGUAAGCUUUGAGUCAACUUUGAGUUAUUUUAAGGUAUGUCCUCAUCAAGUUUCUUUUCCUAAACAUAACCAAUGUAAUUUUACAUUUUUUAUGUAAGUUAAUGUUAAGGACGUAAUGUCAUUUGUGGGGUCCUAAUUCAUAGGAUAUCAAAUAUACCUUUAUAUGAGGACAUAUUGAUGGACAUCAGUGGAACCUCUGCAGGAGUCAAACACUGUUAUCUAACUAUUUGCUGUAUUACGUUGUCAAAGUCUAAACCACUCUGCCCCUUCUUUGUCACUGUGCAAGUAUGCUGUGAGUAUUUCAGCCAUGUCUUUGUGUUGUGUAUAAUGUGCUGCAAAAGUUCAGGUCACUGUAUUUUCCUUUUUUGUUAUGUUUUCAAGAGGAAUAGUAUUUAUUGUAGGUGUCUUAUUGCUGAGGUCUAAGGUGUCAUAUUAGUUUUUGUGGACGGAAAUACUUCAGAUGUCAGAAGAGUUUUUUUCAAAGAAUGUAUUGUAGGUACUGUGUGUAGGAUUUAGUGAGAUAUAUUGGCAUACAUAGAAUAUAUGUUUCAUAACUAUGUUUUCAUAAGCAUAUAAUCACCUGAAACUAAAAAUUGUUGUGUUCUCCCAACCUGGUCUCACUCGGAAGUCGUCAAAUACUGGCGCUUGGUCAGUGACCUCCCGCGUCAGACACCAACGAAAUAAGCCACCCUUUCACAUCGACAUGAUACGGUCGCUGUUAUUGUUUAACAGAGGCUGGCGGCGUCAGGGUCAACAAAAGUUGACAAAAGGGACAGCAACAAAAGUUACGCGGUAAAGUUCAACUAGGGUGGGUGGGAGAGGUGGUUAAUGGGUCCAGUAACCACCGACUUUCACCUGGGAGGCUGGUGUUUGCUGGUGUUUCCCCUAAGAUUGUAAAGCCAAACCCU
Messenger RNA from Epinephelus lanceolatus (giant grouper), 6710 nucleotides. The record is from RefSeq and is a predicted model, not a curated record. Lineage: Eukaryota; Metazoa; Chordata; Actinopteri; Perciformes; Serranidae.